This is a messenger RNA of Eucalyptus grandis, 836 nucleotides long. Its product is annotated as transcription factor bHLH140. Gene Ontology annotation, biological process: regulation of DNA-templated transcription. Gene Ontology annotation, molecular function: DNA-binding transcription factor activity; protein dimerization activity. The coding region runs from base 100 to 603 and encodes 167 amino acids. Lineage: Eukaryota; Viridiplantae; Streptophyta; Magnoliopsida; Myrtales; Myrtaceae. The transcript has a single exon. The record is from RefSeq and is a predicted model, not a curated record.
UCUAUUUAUGUCCUACCCCCCCUCAAAACUCAUCAAAAACCCACCUCCAAUUCUCAAGGUCCAAGCCAGUGGCCACCAUCCUCGGCAAUCAGCACAUACAUGUUCAUGGAACAUCACUGCCUUCAGAACAACCCCAACCCCGAUCCAUCCGCAAAUGCUCCUCCUUCUUCAUCAUCCCCGGACAAGCUCGGCGACAGGAGGAGAUCGCCGUCGGCCCGGAACGUCAAGACCCGAGGCGGGAGAUCGGGGCCGCUCAGGCUCUCGACCGACCCGCAGAGCGUGGCCGCCCGGCGGCGGCGCCACCGCAUCAGCGACCGGUUCAAGAUCCUGCAGAGCCUCGUCCCCGGCGGGUCCAAGAUGGACACGGUGUCGAUGCUCGAGGAGGCCAUCCACUACGUCAAGUUCCUGAAGGCUCAGAUUUGGCUCCACCACGCCGUGUUCGAGGGCCGAGCCGGUUGGUCCGACCUCGUCCCGGCCUGCUCGGCUCCCCUCCCCCGGCGGCUCACCAGUGGGCUCAGAUGGCUCAGAGCCAGCAGCCCGACAGCGCCUCUUCGAGCUUCGUGGACGUCGAUCAUCAUGCGACGCCGCCGCCGCCGAGCUUAGCGGAUCUCUGGUGGUUUCAAGGCGGCGAAGAGACCGUGUCGUGCGAUGACCGGGCAUGAGGCAGUCUUUGGCUUAGUGUAAUGUCCGUCUCCAUUGGCUCGCGUGACUAUCAUAUGUAUAUCGCAUUGUGUGGGUAGUCUUCUUCUUUUUUUGGAAUUUCUUUUACGAUUUUGAGGAGAUGGGUGUGACCAAAAGUGGAAAAAAGAAGUUUUGAGGGGGCUUGUGAUAAUUAA